This is a messenger RNA of Eimeria tenella, 111 nucleotides long. RefSeq lists its product as uncharacterized. The record is from RefSeq and is a predicted model, not a curated record. Lineage: Eukaryota; Apicomplexa; Conoidasida; Eucoccidiorida; Eimeriidae. The transcript has a single exon. The annotation marks the transcript as partial.
AUGCAGCAGCAUUGCAGCAGCAGGAAUGCGGCAACAGCAGCAGCAAUGCAGCAGCAGCAGCAGCAGCAAAGCAGCAGCAGCAGCCUCACCUCCGACACUGCGGAUAAGGGG